This is a messenger RNA of Annulohypoxylon truncatum, 2343 nucleotides long. Its product is annotated as 26S proteasome subunit P45. Lineage: Eukaryota; Fungi; Ascomycota; Sordariomycetes; Xylariales; Hypoxylaceae. Gene Ontology annotation, cellular component: proteasome regulatory particle, base subcomplex. The record is from RefSeq and is a predicted model, not a curated record. Gene Ontology annotation, biological process: proteasome-mediated ubiquitin-dependent protein catabolic process. Gene Ontology annotation, molecular function: ATP hydrolysis activity; ATP binding; proteasome-activating activity. Bases 319 to 1722 code for a protein of 467 amino acids. The transcript has 4 exons.
GGCUGAUUACGCGACACGCCUGCCUGGGGAAGCUACCACGGGUACCUACCUGCAAGCGCUAGCCUCGCCCCAAUAUUUUGUACCGUUGCCAAAAGCUUAAGGUUUCCGGUUUAGAAGCUCCAGAUUUCAACAUUUCAGCAUUUCAGAAUUACAAACACCAAAUUCACCCACCGGCAAACAUAGUAAAUCGACUAUCCCAAUAAUUGAAAGGCACCUUACACAGAUUAAAAACACGCUUCCUUCAAGCUUAGCGAAGCAUUUCUAGCACCUCCUUACGUUUCUCCCUCAACGCCGCAUUCACAUACCCACCCAUCCACCAUGUCGAGCACCCAGGGUGUGGAGGGUCUCGAGCGCCGCGGAUCCGACGACGGUAAGGACAAUAAGGACGGACGAGGCGACGAUGGACCGAAGGAUGGCAACAGCAACGUUAACCGCGAUGGUGAUGCCGUGAUGAAGGAUGCCGAGCCCGAAGAGGACGAGAUUCUGGACGAGGAAACCCUGGGUCUCACCACAGAAGAUCUAAAGACGCGAAAACGCCUGCUGGAAAACGAUGCUAGAAUUAUGAAGAGCGAGUUCCAACGGUUAUCGCACGAGAAGGCGAGCAUGGGUGAGAGGAUCAAGGAAAACAACGAAAAAAUCGCAAACAAUCGUCAAUUGCCUUAUCUUGUCGGUAAUGUCGUUGAGCUUCUCGAUCUUGAUCCUACCGCCGAAUCAUCGGAAGAAGGCGCCAACAUCGAUCUCGAUGCCACUAGGGUGGGCAAGUCCGCCGUCAUCAAAACGUCUACCAGACAAACCAUCUUCCUACCCUUGAUCGGCCUCGUCGACCCGGAAACCCUCAAGCCGGGUGAUCUUAUAGGUGUCAACAAGGACUCCUACCUGAUCCUUGAUACCUUACCUGCUGAAUAUGAUAGCCGGGUUAAGGCUAUGGAGGUUGACGAGAAGCCUACAGAGAAGUACAGCGAUGUUGGUGGCUUGGAUAAGCAAAUAGAGGAACUUGUCGAGGCGAUUGUCUGGCCUAUGAAGGAGGCUGAUCGGUUCAAGAAGAUAGGCAUUAAAGCGCCCAAGGGUGCCCUGAUGUAUGGACCUCCAGGAACCGGCAAAACUCUCUUAGCUCGAGCCUGCGCCGCCCAAACUGACGCCACGUUCCUCAAAUUAGCAGGGCCGCAGUUAGUUCAGAUGUUCAUCGGAGACGGUGCUAAGCUAGUUCGAGACUGUUUCGCAUUGGCCAAGGAGAAGGCCCCUGCUAUCAUCUUCAUCGACGAGCUGGAUGCCGUUGGCACCAAGCGUUUCGACAGCGAGAAGAGUGGUGACAGGGAAGUUCAACGAACUAUGCUUGAAUUACUAAACCAGCUCGAUGGUUUUGCGUCGGAUGAUCGUAUCAAGGUGUUGGCUGCCACAAACCGUGUCGAUGUCCUCGACCCGGCUCUGCUACGAUCAGGUCGUCUAGACCGAAAGAUCGAAUUCCCGCUACCUAACGAGGAAGCAAGAGCUCAGAUUCUUAAGAUUCACUCGCGCAAGAUGAAGGUGGAUGCUAGUGUCAACUGGGGCGAACUGGCUCGGAGUACGGAUGAGUUCGGCGGUGCCAUGUUGAAGGCGGUCUGUGUCGAAGCCGGUAUGAUUGCCCUGAGAAUGGGCAAGAAUAAGAUUAGCCACGAGCACUACGUGGACGCCAUCGCGGAGGUGCAAGCCAAGAAGAAGGAUACGGUCAAUUUCUACGCAUAAGUUUCCUAGGUGGAGCGAGAGGCAGGCAUGGUAUAGAAAUUGCCUUGGCAGACUAGAGGAAAUAUGUAUUAUAAUUUGACGCGCCUCAUCGAAUCGAGAUGGUCCGCCCACUCCUACCAUAUUUCCCGUCUUCACGUCCUCAACUUGAGUGUGCUGCUGGAGCUGUCAAAUUCCUAAUCGAUUCUUGUAGCAACGCGCUUGUAGCACUUUCUGCACCCUGGCUACCUGCCGACCUACCCGUACGUACUAGUAGGCGGAUAUGUCUACCGCUCCGGACAACCUUUACAACAUAGAUAGUCUCGGUAGGACCGAUUAUGCUACCUAGUACAAACAAGAAUAAGUGAGGACCGUCUAUCCAAGUUGAAUCUACAGUAACUAGGUACAAUUGUUCAGUACAAUUUGAACCCUUAUAGUAAUCGAUCGCGAAAAACAGGUAUCUGAUUCAGUGGUAUGUUGCAAGACUUAUCAUCGAUGACAACAUCACAAGGCUGUGCAAAUUCAAAGGCUCUUGGCGAUUCAUCGUCAACAUAACCAUUGAUCGUUAAUCAUUGGUCGUUCUUGGUAAAUUAUCAUGUUUCGUUUAGUCGGUUAGUAUAUUUAGCGUCCUGAUGUUGACCUGAC